UAUUUCAACGCGGUACGCAAGAUCGAUCCGCAUACACUUUCUUUUCCAAAUGUCAAAAGUUUAGUAAAUUGAAUGAAUUCGGUCAUUUGAUUUAGUUUGUUGAUAGCUAAAAGAGUUUUUCUUUGAUUUUCGAACGUUAUGUAAAGGCAUUAAGUACAAUUCAGUAAAGAUUUAACGGAGAAAUUAAACAUGGGACCAAAUUGUGUAAUAAAUUUUGAAAAUAAUCCAGAUAAAGUGGUUUACUCAAAUGACUUACUUCAUGGCAAUGUUCAGUUGAGAUUAACUGAAGCAAAAACUGUUCGCAGCGUAUUUAUAAAAUUUAGUGGAGAUUCGCACACAGAGUGGUAUAUAAAAAAACGGGAUAGAUCCAGCAAUCACAAUCGCACCAAACGAAGAUAUUAUAGAGGCCAUGAAAAUUUUUUAACUAAAAGAAUUUCAUUGGCUGGCGGAGACAAUGGUUCAAUGCAACUUGGGCGUGGAGAACACAACUUCAAUUUUCAGUUUAGAUUACCUGCUCACUUACCAUCGUCUUUUGAAGGGACAUUCGGAUUUAUAAGAUAUGUAGCUACUGUUGUUCUUGACAUUCCAAAUUGGCCCGACGAUGAGUUUGAACAACCAUUCACCGUUAUUAAGCCACUUGAUCUAAAUGAUGAAUUGGAACUUCGUAAUCCUGUUGUCGUUGAAGAAAAUCAUACGUAUUAUCCUUGCUUUUUACUGUGCUGCUUUCCAUCGGAUCCAUUGUCAAUAGUCGCUCAAAUGCCUGUCGGCGGUUAUGCGCCAGGUCAAACGAUAAAUCUGACACUCAACGCAGACAAUCGAAGCAACACACGAGUGCCGGAAUUUAAGAUGGAAUUGGUACAAAGCAUCACGUAUUAUGCAGAAGGUGAUAGUAAGCAUCAAACCAUUUGCAUUGUGGAGAAAGAAUCAUCACGUGGUGUUGAAACAAAUCAGAAACGAAUAAUACGUAUUAACUUAGAAGUUCCAUCAUUUCCACCAAGUGACGAAACGACCAGCGGCAUCAUCAAAAUUAGAUAUUUUAUUCGCAUAAGCGGUUCAGGGACCUGCUGCGAUAAUCCAGAAAUAAUAUUACCCAUCACAAUUGGUACGAAACCAAUAGAAGACUUUGCAGAGACAGUGAUUCCAGAUGCGUAUAGCCCUUCUGCUCCUUUUGCUCCCAACAUUCAACCAUCAGCUCCACCAAUGAUGAAUAACGAUUCUGCACCACCAUAUGUAGUAGAUGAACCGCCGACCUAUGAAGAAGCUAUACAUUCGAAAGGCUCGACAGGCAAUAAUUACAAACCAAAAUAUAGAAUGUUCAGGCGUCAAACUUCAUACUCUUUGAACGGAAACUAAAUAUACAUGGCUUUUUAUUGAAUUUACACGGUAUUUUUUUGCAAAUACAGCACCAUAUAUUUUUUUGACUUUUUAUCUACCUCACAUUUUGACAAUUGUACUUUCUAAUGUUUACUCAAUAAAUCGAUAAUCAAUCAUACUUGUU
Molecule: messenger RNA, 1498 nt
Organism: Contarinia nasturtii (swede midge)
Lineage: Eukaryota; Metazoa; Arthropoda; Insecta; Diptera; Cecidomyiidae
Product: arrestin domain-containing protein 17-like
Exons: 8
Coding region: 190-1353 (387 amino acids)
Biological process (GO): protein transport
Cellular component (GO): cytoplasm
Source: RefSeq, a predicted model, not a curated record